AUGGUUCCAGAACUGCAAUGUGGAAUCUGCAAAAAGAACUUUGACAACCUGGAAGUAUCUCCAUCGCAAACGGCACUUUCUGGAUCCAACAAUUCGUCUCUCGAUGAGGGCUUCAAUGAUCUUCUGAAUAUCUACCAGCCAGCUCCGCCGGUUGUUAGGUCUUUCUGGCCUAGGAAAAUGCCUUUUAGAGACCUAUCACUCAACCGAAAGUAUGUCCUUGUCAACCUCAGCAGUUACCCACGCAUGAUGCUUCCAGAGAGCAAAGACAGUGCUCCACCCUUUGUGCAUUCACAAUCCUUGGUCAAGAAUCUUCUCGACCGCAAGUUCGAGUCUGACUCGCUGGCCCGCUGCGCGGGAAUAGUCGCCAUGUGGUCGGUCAAAAACAAGGAUAACAGUGUUUAUAUCUGGAGAGCAAUACGGUCUGAGCAGGAACGGAUUUUCCAACAGUGCUAUGACUACGACGAUUGGGAAUUGGUGGCUGCCCUCCAAGCCAUGUGCAUCUACUGCAUCUUGCGAAUCCUAGAGAAAGACGAGACCGUAACGGACUUUGACAUCCCGUUGAUAGUAACUAUGACGAAAGUCGCGAGACGAGUAGGCGCUCAACCAGCCAUUCACAUUCGAUCAGAAAAGAGUUUACUGCCACGUUGGGAACAGUGGAUCAUUGGCGAGUCAGUACGGCGGACUGUUUUCAUAAUAUUUAUAAUAAGCUCGCUUUUCGACGUAUCCGUGGGCCUAGAUCACCAAGCUUGUGGCAGCGCAGGGUAUCUCGCUGAGAUGCCUCUCCCGAGCACGAAGAGCAUGUGGAAUUCUAGCACAGAAGCGGAUUGGACGCAGGAAUAUAUGCUGAGUCCAGUCCAGUCAGACCUCGACCAGCUUCUCCUAUUUCGCGACCUUUUAUCUCAACCAAAUUACAACGACGAGAAUAAUAUAUCCGAAGGCGGAUGGAUGCUGGAUUACUGGCUCACCAAUGUGGAUGAAAUGGGGACUCUGGUCGUUACUGCUGCAAAGUUCUCUGGAAAUGCGUUCUCCAACUGA
Messenger RNA from Talaromyces atroroseus, 1035 nucleotides. RefSeq lists its product as hypothetical. The record is from RefSeq and is a predicted model, not a curated record. NCBI's taxonomy places the organism in Eukaryota, Fungi, Ascomycota, Eurotiomycetes, Eurotiales, Trichocomaceae. The coding region runs from base 1 to 1035 and encodes 344 amino acids. The transcript has 5 exons.